Candida dubliniensis CD36 is the source of this 918-nucleotide messenger RNA. RefSeq lists its product as uncharacterized. The transcript has a single exon. NCBI's taxonomy places the organism in Eukaryota, Fungi, Ascomycota, Pichiomycetes, Serinales, Debaryomycetaceae. The record is from RefSeq and is a predicted model, not a curated record. Bases 1 to 918 code for a protein of 305 amino acids.
AUGGCAGCUGGGUUAAGACAAAUGAAGUUACAUAACAAAAGAAAGUCAAAUGAAUUGGAGGAUAUUUCAAAUAUUCAUAAAAAGUCAAGGACUGUAUCGUUCAAAAACCAAAGUGAAACCAAGAAACCAAUAACCAGACUGAACCUUAACCGAAAGCGUACUCACUUUGUCACUCCACCAUCGCCACCUCAACAACGAUCGUCACCGCCAGCCACUUGUUUGGAAGAUGUAACUCCUCAGCAUCAACAAGAUAACGACCAUGAUACUGAACAAGACCAACAACAACAUCACCACCAUGUUUCAUUUCCCGCCACGCCACCAGAAUCAAUAAAUGACGGAGGCUCAACCCCAAUAGCAGCCGCCACCAAUAGUAACAGAAAUGAUAGCUACAACGAGAAUAACAACACCAGCAGCAACAAUGAUAACGAAUAUAAAGAUGCCAAGAAUAAGGAUGUGCAAACACUUUCUGCAAGUAAUGGUAUAUCUGCCAACAAUAGCACUGGUGGCACCUACGCAGAAGUUACUACAUCUUCUUCAACGGAUGGCGAAACCAUCAAGCAAGACUUGAACGAGAAUCCCGACUACAUUGCCCUAACAUCGUCAUUACGAAUGGCAAAGAUAACUAAUGCCAAAAUAAAUCAAGAUAUUAUCGAAUUAUCGAAGUUGCAACAAUAUUAUUCUACAAAUGCAAAUAAAGAAGAAACCAUUCAAUUCUUUCUCAAAUUAAUUAAUAACGAAUUGAAUUUGCCCAAACCCACUAAAAUUACCAAAUGUCCUAUCAUAAAUUGGUCUAAAUAUCAUCCUUGUUUAUCUCAAGUCAAUAAAGAUUUUGAAAAUCAAUUACGUAAAUGCGAUAAAAAGGAACAGGCCAAGAAUUCAUUGUAUAAAGCUCUCAACUUGUUUGAUAAAUUGAAAUAA